Messenger RNA from Paramecium octaurelia, 1612 nucleotides. The record is from the annotation of a GenBank genome assembly. Lineage: Eukaryota; Ciliophora; Oligohymenophorea; Peniculida; Parameciidae.
UUAAUAUAGAAUAUGUCAUUGGAGGACAAACAGCAGUUUUUGGUUGAAGAAAUCAUCAAUAAGGGAUAUGAUAGUGAAGACUUUACUAAGUAUAUGGAUAGGAAGAAAGAAAACGGGGGCUAAGAUUUGGAUAUCUGGUUGAUGGAUGAAUUAAGACAAGCAGUCAAUGAUUAUCAAAAAAUGAAGAAUGCCAUGAUGUAAAUCGUUGAUGAUGAUAUUGGAUUCAAGAGGAAGAUUGAUUGCUAAAAACUUAUUGGAACAGAAGUGGGUAACACAAAUAAUGUGUAAAUUACAAUUGACUAGUACAUUACAUAUUAAUAAUAGCUUUGACAAGAAGGAUACAGGAUUCUUUAGUCUUAGUAAGUCAUACGUAAACUAUAGAAUUGUUACAUAACCCUUCUAAUGGACUGUUACCAGAAGGUAUUCAGAUUUCGAAUGGUUAAGAGAAAUCUUAACCAAAUAAUAUCCUGGAGUAUUUGUACCUCCUAUAGCCAAUAAAACUCCAACUAGAUAAUUCAGCGAUGCUUACUUACUUAAAAGGAUGAAAUUCUUAGAAGUAAUUAUGAAAUUCCUAAGUUUAUAGAAAUUCUUAAAUCAUUUACUUAAUUCAACCAUUCUCAAGAAUGACAAAUACUUUUGUGAAUUCUUAAGAAUGCAAGAUGAAAAAGAAUUCAAAACUCUCCAAACUGCUUCAGAGAAAGUUCAAAAAACCACUAAGUUAGAUAAGGUUAUCAGCGAGACAGGAUAAAUUGAGGUAGCCUUUAAUCCUUAAACUGAUAAUUAUAUAAAAGCAGCUGGUAAUUUAAUGACGAGUUUAAAUUUGGACUUUGACGUGUAAGUUAAAUAUUUAUUAUUUAGAAUUAUGAAAUAAUCAAAAAAAUUGUUAUAGGAUUUUGAAAUAAUAUCAGCUACUAUGUUUUAGAUGGGGGAAUCUUUUGAAGUGCUUACCAAUCAUAUUAAUUAAUUUAAUGCUACUGUUCAAGAACCUGAGAAAGUAUUGAAGUUCGAAGCAGUUACCAUCACAUUGAAUAAUAUGAUGAUGAUAUGGGGUAGAAACUUUUAGAAUUAUAUGAUUUAUAUCUAAGACAACUUUAGAAACUUCUUUAAAUAUCACGACAAAGAAAUUGUUUAAUUAAAGGAGCAUCUACUAUUAAGAUAAUAAAGUUAAGCUGAGUAUUAAAAAUAUAAGGAAAGAUUGGAUUUAAAAAAAGAAAAGUUUUAUCAAUUGAAAGAGUUUAAUAAAUGGGAAGUAUCUAAAGAAGUUUUAGACGAAUUAAAGUUAAAUAUCGACAAUAAAAAGUAUUGUUUGAGUGUUAUGCUACCUAAAGAAACAUCAUAGUAGAAUGACUUAAGAGACACAUAUGCUUAUUACAAUCUAUCAACAUACAAUGAAAUUAGGAGAGUCUUUGAUUAGAACAUUGACAUUUAUGCAAAACAUUUUAUAAAAUUUGCUGAUAAUCAAGCUAACAAUUUGACGAAGGUAACAAAUUUAUGCUGAUUUUAGAUGCAUGUGACUUGGGCUGAUAUCCAAGGCAAUUUAUAAGGAUUGGAUUUAAUAACAUAACAUGAUUAAAAAGUUUAAAUUAUGCAGUAGCCAAAACCUAAGGGUUGA